Carya illinoinensis is the source of this 1782-nucleotide messenger RNA. Its product is annotated as 3-oxoacyl-[acyl-carrier-protein] synthase I, chloroplastic-like. The transcript is spliced from 7 exons. Gene Ontology annotation, molecular function: 3-oxoacyl-[acyl-carrier-protein] synthase activity. The coding region runs from base 115 to 1509 and encodes 464 amino acids. Gene Ontology annotation, biological process: fatty acid biosynthetic process. NCBI's taxonomy places the organism in Eukaryota, Viridiplantae, Streptophyta, Magnoliopsida, Fagales, Juglandaceae. The record is from RefSeq and is a predicted model, not a curated record.
CACGGAACAUCGCAUGAGACAUUACUCUGGUCCCUCGUAACUCUCACACUUCCUAAAAGGAAAAAAAUUUGCAUCAUCGUUAUCGUCGUCAAGCCUUUUCUCUCUCGGACAACCAUGCAGGCACUCCAAUCCCCGACCCUGCAUCCCUCUCCUCUCGGCUCAAUUCGUAAGAACUCCUCCCAUCUCCUCACCAGGCGCCGCCUCUCCAUCAAUGCAGCGUCGUCCCAGCCCACAGUCUCGGCGCCGAAACGCGAGAAGGACCCCAAGAAGCGGGUAGUGAUCACCGGGACGGGCUUGGUCUCCGUGUUCGGAAACGACGUCGAUGAGUAUUACAACAGGCUUCUCGAGGGCGAGAGUGGGAUCGGCCCCAUAGACCGGUUCGAUGCCUCCAAGUUCCCCACCCGGUUCGCCGGUCAGAUCCGUGGGUUCUGCUCCGAGGGCUACAUAGAUGGAAAGAAUGACCGUCGCCUCGACGAUUGCAUCAGGUACUGCAUUGUUGCUGGCAAGAAGGCGCUCGAGGAUGCUGAUCUCGGCGGCGACAAGCUCUCUAAGAUUGAUAAGGAGCGGGCUGGGGUGCUUGUGGGAACAGGGAUGGGUGGUCUUACAGCCUUUUCUAAUGGUGUUGAGUCUUUAAUAGAGAAAGGUCACAGGAAAAUAACCCCUUUCUUCAUUCCCUAUGCUAUAACCAACAUGGCGUCUGCAUUGCUUGCAAUUGAUAUAGGCUUCAUGGGCCCAAAUUACUCAAUUUCGACAGCUUGUGCCACCUCCAAUUAUUGCUUCUAUGCAGCUGCAAAUCAUAUCCGUCAGGGUGAGGCUGACCUGAUGAUUGCAGGUGGGACUGAAGCCGCCAUUAUUCCCAUUGGACUGGGUGGUUUUGUUGCAUGCAGAGCCUUAUCUCAGAGGAACGAUGAUCCAAAAACUGCUUCAAGACCAUGGGAUAAAGGUCGAGAUGGAUUUGUCAUGGGUGAAGGAGCUGGAGUAUUGAUAAUGGAGAGCUUGGAACAUGCAAUGAAACGAGGUGCACCAAUUAUCGCUGAGUAUUUAGGAGGUGCCGUUAAUUGUGAUGCUUAUCAUAUGACUGAUCCAAGAGCAGAUGGACUUGGUGUGUCCUCAUGCAUUGAGAGCAGCCUUGAAGAUGCCGGUGUGUCACCUGAGGAGGUUAACUACAUAAAUGCACAUGCAACUUCCACUCUUGCGGGUGACCUAGCUGAGAUAAAUGCCAUAAAAAAAGUUUUCAAGAAUACUUCAGAGAUCAAAAUCAAUGCCACCAAGUCAAUGAUUGGACAUUGCCUUGGUGCUGCUGGGGGUUUGGAAGCCAUCGCAACUGUCAAAGCCAUAACAACAGGAUGGCUGCAUCCUAGCAUAAAUCAAUUUAAUCCAGAGCCUUCAGUUGAGUUCAACACUGUUGCAAGUAAAAAGCAGCAGCAUGAAGUGAAUGUUGCCAUUUCAAAUUCAUUUGGAUUUGGUGGACACAACUCCGUCGUAGCCUUUUCAGCAUUCAGACCUUGAUCAUCCAGCCAUUCUGGAUUUCUUGUAGGAGAUGAGGCAGGCUUAUUCUCGAUUGUGGCUGUUUGUUAGUGAGUUCACUGUAUGCUUAUCAAGCCAUUGUAAUUUUUUUUCUUAAUAAUUUUGUGUUGGAUUCUAGCUUAGGUAAUCUGUGACGUCUUUACUUUGGAACAAUUCCCUCUAUUGGGCUAGUGGUGUGUCAAGGGCAUAUUCAGUUUUAAAUUGCGCAUUCAGCAGAGAAAAAUAAAACAAAAUAAAAUUGCCACCUUCUGCUUA